Petromyzon marinus (sea lamprey) is the source of this 1433-nucleotide messenger RNA. RefSeq names its product hemagglutinin/amebocyte aggregation factor-like. Gene Ontology annotation, cellular component: extracellular matrix. Gene Ontology annotation, biological process: collagen fibril organization. The record is from RefSeq and is a predicted model, not a curated record. NCBI's taxonomy places the organism in Eukaryota, Metazoa, Chordata, Hyperoartia, Petromyzontiformes, Petromyzontidae.
ACCGACGCGGUGGAGGGGGCGGACGUCGCGCCCCACCUGCCCGACGAGGGCGGUGGGGUGGACGCCGGCCCCCACACGCGCAGCAGUUCAGGUCCAGGUGAAGGCCGGAUGAUGGCAGGGCUGCAAUUCGCGACGGGAUAUCCCGCGGAGUCCGUGCGAGCGUUCCCACGCCGUCGUGGGAACGCGAGCAGACGGUGGUCGUCCCAGCAGCCCGCGGACUGUGACGCGCACGGCAAGCGCGUGGCUCCCGGCAGGAGCCGGCAGGAGGAGUUGGCUGCGCUAUAAAGGAGGCGUCAAAUGGGUCGCCAAGGGAGAGACUCGGGUUUUAGAAGCUGCCUGCCUGUCGCGAUGAAGCUGUUGCUGUUCGCCACGCUGGUCGCCGGACUUCACGCCGCCAAUCUGGCUCCCAACGCCGACCCGCGCUACGUGAACAACUAUGACCAGCUUCUGAACUUCAACUGCCCUUCCCAUCAGAGCAUCUCGCAAGUGCAGAGUAUUCACGACAACGGCAAGGAAGACCGGAUGUGGGACUUCCGCUGCAAAGGUACCUUCGACACGAGCCGCACCGUCACCUGCACGCAGAGCAACUACGUCAACAACUUCGACGAGGCCUUCUCCUUCAGCUGCCCUUUCCACUCGGCUCUGAAUGGCAUGGAGAGCUACCACGACAACGGCAAGGAGGACCGCAGGUGGAAGUAUAAUUGCUGCGCCCAGAGCAAUGUCUGCUUCAGCGAGUGCUUGUGGACUGACUACGUCAAUAACUGGGAUGAGCAGUUCAGCUGGACCGUCCCAGACUCCUACUUCUUAGCUGGUGUGUCCAGUUAUCACGACAAUGGCAAAGAGGAUCGUCGCUGGAAAUACCAUUUCUGCAAGAAGAUAUCUUGCUAAGUAUUUAGCAAAUGUGCCAACUGUGAUACCGUGUCUGCAAAAGACAAAUCGCAUAAAAAUUAAUUCUUGACGAAUAUGGGAUGUGUCUGUGUGUCGUUUGUGGCAGUGCUACGGGUAGUAAAUUAUAUUGAUAUUAAUAAUAUGGCCUCGAUAAUGUGGACUCAAUUGGGAAUGAGGGAAUAUGUCUUGCGUGAUUAUGCGCGAGGAUUAUUAUCCAGCAUUUUCGAGGCACGGGUGUGUUGUGCACCACACACUGAUAUAUAAAACUGUUAAAUUCACGAUGUUAUGUGGCCAACAGAUGGCAGCAAUUGAAUGGGAAUCCUUUGUCCGGAGCUUUGGGUGUGAAACUACUACUGGCUAGGCUGGGAUCGAGGUCAGGUCACUGGGUUGAAAUCGCAAACCACUGCACCACCGCUCCCUAUUUACACAAAUAAAUUAGCACAACAAAGUUCAUCUCCAAUAUGUUCGUUAAACCAUUGGGGAUAUCUGUCAAAAGGAACAGAACUGGAAAACAGCAAAGUGUACCUAUGGCGGCUAUUGAAGUC